Messenger RNA from Nyctereutes procyonoides (raccoon dog), 819 nucleotides. RefSeq names its product cytochrome c oxidase assembly factor 5. The transcript is spliced from 3 exons. The record is from RefSeq and is a predicted model, not a curated record. Gene Ontology annotation, cellular component: mitochondrion. The coding region runs from base 109 to 333 and encodes 74 amino acids. NCBI's taxonomy places the organism in Eukaryota, Metazoa, Chordata, Mammalia, Carnivora, Canidae. Gene Ontology annotation, biological process: mitochondrial respiratory chain complex IV assembly.
GGCUGCAAGUUCCGGUUCCUUCCCUCCGCGGGUGGCCGUUGCGCCCCGCAGGGGUUGCUGCCGCUGCGGACGCCAGCGGCUCUCGGCUGCUGGGGCGGGGACGCAGUCAUGCCGCGUUAUUACGAGGACAAGCCGGAGGGCGGCGCGUGCGCGGGCGUGAAGGAGGACCUGGGCGCCUGUCUGCUGCAAUCGGACUGUGUGCUCCAGGAAGGAAAAUCCCCUCGACAGUGUCUGAAGGAAGGAAACUGCAAAGCUCUGAAAUACUCAUUUUUUGAAUGUAAAAGAUCAAUGUUGGAUGCCAGAUCCAGAUUCCGAGGAAGAAAAGGAUAUUGAAUGCUAGCAUGAUGAAGCCAAAAUGAGAACAAGUUUUCUCCAGUCACUUACAAAAGAAAAGCCCAAAUAGGAGACAGACUUUUUGCUGUAUCUAGUGGGAUGGUCCAGUUUUUCCCUCCAUGAACAAUGGAGAAAAUGGAUGAGUUCUGUUUUUGAAUAUGUAUAAGCUAAAUGAUUCUCUUGCUCCAAGUUAACUUUUCAAGGAAAAAUCUAAUUGAACAGCUAUGAGCUGGGAGCAUCAUACUGUUUGAGAAUUUUUUGAAAGCAUAAAAAGUGAAAAGAUUGUUAUUUUCCAACUUGAUUCUUCAACCAAAUGACACAUUUGCACAUCCUUUUGAAUAUUACGAAGGCCACUGAUGGGACUGUGAAAAUUGAUAACAUGCAGUCGGGGGAGAAAAUGUCUAUCGGGAAAGUUUAGGAUAAAGCUAAAGCUUUCUUUUACUCAAUCUGUCCUAUAUGGUUCUGAAAUAAAUUUGUGUUUGAUUC